Gongylonema pulchrum is the source of this 648-nucleotide messenger RNA. Lineage: Eukaryota; Metazoa; Nematoda; Chromadorea; Rhabditida; Gongylonematidae. The record is from the annotation of a GenBank genome assembly.
AUGCUGGACUCGGCUGUACUUUCAGGGCUGCGACUAAACGAAAUACAGCAACAACUGGGCGAAGCAGUAAAUGCCUUGGUGAAAUACUUCUAUGCGAAUGCUGAAGCUCGAAGUCGUGGCGAAUUGACACAGUUGCUUUGUGCGCCUGGGAAAGGCUUUGUCAGUGUAAUGGUUGCUGUUUUCAUGUAUGGCCGUCAGGACUCCAUAUGCAAUGGAAAAAUGCAGAGGAGAAUGAGAGAGCGAAGGGCAGUCAGGAUUGAAACGUGCGAAGAAGCGGAACUAAAAAUGCGCUUGUCGAAAUACAGAAUGGAAAUACGUGUUAUCGAGAAGGUCUGCAAGUGGUUUUGGGAUCUGAUGCAUAUGGAAGAUUCGAAACGACUGACACGUGAGCAGCGCUUGCUCAUUAUGCAGGCAUAUCGUUUAUGUGCCGCAGUCGCCUUCGCCACUAAUUCAUUUUCAUUCCUCAGGGAUCACAUCUUAUCGGGAUUGCUGCCGUUGAUGGCGUGGACUCCGAUUACAUCGCAGAUGUACGACCAACCAUCGUUCCUGCGCACCCCGCAUUAUCUGAACUAUUUAUCAAAGCUAAUCAGUUCACUUAACGAAUUCCAGUUCACGCUCGAAAAGUCGCUCACAUAUGGUGUCGAAUGA